Messenger RNA from Pogoniulus pusillus (Red-fronted tinkerbird), 4491 nucleotides. Its product is annotated as zinc finger protein 628-like. The record is from RefSeq and is a predicted model, not a curated record. Gene Ontology annotation, biological process: regulation of gene expression. The transcript has 4 exons. Gene Ontology annotation, cellular component: nucleus. Bases 226 to 3843 code for a protein of 1205 amino acids. NCBI's taxonomy places the organism in Eukaryota, Metazoa, Chordata, Aves, Piciformes, Lybiidae.
CCCUGGAACGGGAGGAGGAAGAGGAAGAGGAGGACGAGCCGGAGGAGGAGCAGGAGGAGGAGGAAGCAGCUCCGCGGCCUCUCCUUCCCGCCUCACACCCGGCUCGCUCCCGCUGCAGGCCCCGCAGCAGCCAUUUGGAGGCCGCGGCGGGGAGGCCGCGGAGCUUUCGCCGCCACCCCCCGCCCCCGUCGCUGGGAGCCCCCCAAAGACACCCGCAGGGACGCCAUGUCCGCGGGGGGAGCGCCCCAGCCGGCACAUGCCCUGAACCUGCUGCCGUACCCACGGCUGAGUGAGGCACCCAGAGCUGGCCACCAGCUGGAUGCCAGCGAGAUCCCCACCGACCCCUGCACAGCCUACAGGUUCUUCAAGCCUGGGGGGCUCUUUGGCAUCAAGCCUCCGGACGAGCCUUAUGGAGACACGCGGCCGAUGCAGGAGGAGAGCAAGAGCCUGGCUGGAGCCUGUGCCAGUGGGUGCCAGGUGGAGCCUGGACGGGUGAACAAAGUGGAGCAGCCUGAGGAGAAGCCUGUGGUGACUGCUGGCUCUUUGGAGCUCUACCCCACAGCCACCCCCAGCAGCUCCAGCCGAUGGUUCCACGGAGGGCAGCGCGUGCCAGAGCGGGCAGGCACCGAGAGAGAUGCCAACACUGGCAGUGCCCUCAGCCCUCUGCCCACCCGGGUGGGCUGCUGGGCACCCCAGGUUGGCAAUGGCCCAUUCCGGUGCUCCCAGUGUGGCAAGGGGUUCCGACAGAAGCAGAGCCUGAUCACCCAUGAGCGCAUCCACACUGGGGAGAAGCCCUACCGCUGCGGCGACUGCGGCAAGAGCUUCAGCCAGCGCCCCAACCUGCUGACCCACCGGCGGGUGCACACUGGCGAGCGCCCCUUCCCCUGCACCCAGUGCGGCAAAAGCUUCAGCCAGAAAGCUAACCUCUUGGCACACCAACGUAUCCACGCUGCCGGGCAGAAGACACUGGGCGAGCAGGAAGAUGGCACCAAGCCCAAGCUGCGAGCGCCACGCACGUACCAGGAGGACACCCCCUUUGUGUGCCCUGAGUGUGGCAAAAGCUUCCGGCAGAAGCCCAACCUGAUCACGCACCGGCGCAUCCACACCGGCGAGCGCCCUUUCACCUGCUUCCUCUGCGGCCGCAGCUUCAACCAGAAGACUAACCUGGUCACCCACUACCGUGUGCACACUGGUGAGCGCCCCUUUGCCUGUGCUCAGUGCGGCAAACGCUUCACCCAGAAAACCAACCUGGUCACCCACCAGAGCACCCACACUGACCUGCGGCCCUUCCCCUGCGCCCAGUGCCAGAAGUGCUUCAAGGACAAGGUGUCCCUCAAAGCCCACCAGAAGACCCAUGCCCCACGCCAGCGGCGCUGCCCUGGUCGCAGCCCAGCUAUCUGCCUGCCCUAUGGCGCUGCCCCCACCUUGCUGCAGCCUGCAGGGGCUGAGGGUGAGACCCACUUCACCCCCAUGCCACCGCUGCCCGGCCAGAAGCUCGCUGAGGGUCAGGAGCUGUACCCAUGUGCCGCUGAGAAGAGCUUUGCCUCCAAGGAGCCCCUGUUGCCCCCCCAGCCACCCACACUGGGUGAGCAGAGCUUCCCCUGUGCCCAGUGCACUGAGGGUUUCUGCCAGAAGGUGGCCCUGCUCCGGCCACCACACCCUGAGGCUGCUGGUGGCUGCACUGCAGCCUUCAGCCACGGCCCUCACCACCUCCUGGGGCACCUCGGGGUGCAGCCUGGCCUGGGCGAUGCCACCACCCCAGCUCCCCCUGUGCCUGGGGCUGAGAAGCCCUUCAUCUGCAACCAGUGUGGCAACAGCUUUGGCCUCUGGCUAGCACUGGUGGCUCACCAGAAGAGUCACGGUGGGCAGAAGCCCUAUGGCUGCCCUGAGCACGAGAAGAGCUCUGGUGAGGAUGAGGAGCUGUCCCCUAAGGAAGACCCUGAGAAGCUGAUAGAUGGCAGGGCCUGGCUGUGCCCCGACUGCGGGAGAAGCUUCGCCCAAUAUGAGCGACUGGUGAAGCACCGGCAGAACCACCGUGGCCGUGGGCCCUACCGCUGCGAUGUCUGCGGCAAGAGGUUCAGCCUGAAGACCAACCUGGUGACUCACCAGCGCAUCCACACCGGCGAGCGUCCCUUCACCUGCGGCGUCUGUGGCCGCCGCUUCAACCAGAAGGGCAACCUGGUCACCCACUACCGCACCCACACCGGUGAGCGCCCCUUUGCCUGCACCCAGUGUGGCAAACGCUUUGCCCAGAAACCAAAUCUCUUGGCACACCAGAAAACCCACAGCGGGCGCCAGCCUUUCUCCUGCCUCGAGUGCCCCAAGCGCUUCAAGAGCAAGCUGUCACUGCGGGUGCACCAGCGCAUCCAUGCGCCAGAGAGGCCACCAGGCCACCAGCACCCUGCCACUGCCACUACCGGGCACCCUGCCAGUCCCUACCCUUGUGGUGCGGAGCCUGGUGAAGAGCCUGGAGAGCUGCAGCAGCACCAGCAGGGUGUGGGUGGUGUUGGUGGUGGUGUUGAGGGGGUUGGUGGUACUGGUGGUGCUGGGGUUGGUGGUGCCAGUGGUGGUGUUGAUGGUGCUGGUGGUGGGGUUGGUGGUUGUGGUGUUGGCAGUGGUGUGGCUGUUGGUGGUGCUGGCGUGGCUGUUGGCAGUUCCGGCGUUGGUGUUGGCAGUGCUGGGGUGGGUGUUGGUGGUGCUGGUGUUGGCAGUGGUGUUGGUGUUGCUGGGGUUUGUGGUGGCGUUGGGGUUGGAGUUGGCAGUGCUGGGGUGGGUGUUGGUAGUGCUGGGGUUGGGGUUAGCAGUGCUGGUGUUGGCAGCGGGGUUGGUGUUGGCGGUGCUGGUGUUGGCAGUGGGGUUGGUGUUGGUGGUGCUGGUGUUGGCAGUGGAGUUGGUGUUGGCAGCACUGGGGUUGGUGGUGGAGUUGGUGUUGGCAGCGCUGGGGUUGGUGGUGGAGUUGGCGUUGGCAGUGCUGGGGUUGGUGGUGGAGUUGGCGUUGGCAGUACUGGGGUUGGCGGUGGAGUUGGUGUUGGCAGUGCUGGUGUUGGUGGUGGGGUUGGCAUUGGCAGUGCUGGGGUUGCCAGUGGGGUUGGUGUUGGCGGUGCUGGGGUUUGUGGUGCUGUUGUCAGUGGAGCUGGUGGUGGGGUGGUUGGUGGAGUUGGCGGUGAGCGGCCGCACGCCUGCAGCGAGUGUGGCAAGAGGUUCCGGCAGAAGGUGAACCUGGCAGUGCACCAGCGGACCCACACCGGCGAACGUCCCUUUCGCUGCCCUGACUGUGACAAGGGCUUCAGCCAGAAAGCUCACCUGCUGCGCCACCGCCGCACGCACCCUGGCGCCAUCACCGUGCCCGCCUGCUGCCAGGCCGCCUGCCCUGCGCACCGCCAAGAGCCGGGCAGCAGCGGAGUGCCCCUAUGCAAAGGCUCGGAGCCCCAUGCCAUGCUGCUGCCGCCCUGCUCCCGCGCAGCUCCCCAUGGCUCUCAGCCCCCGCCCCGUGCCGACAGCCCCUCAGGUGCCGCCGACAUCCUGCUGCAGCUGAUGCAGGAGGAGCAGCACUUGGCACCAGGCGCCCAGCACCCUCACGAUGGGCCUGGGGGGCACUGUGCCCCCUGCAAAUGUGGUGAGGGUGGGGAGGGUUUGAGCCCAAAGCCCCCAACACUGCCCCCACCGUGCUGCUGCGCUGACUGCUUGGGCCAGCGGCAGCUGCUGCCCAAGCCACAGCCUGGCACUGAUCUCUGGGGCAAGUAUGGGGCCUGUGGGCGAAGCUUUGAGGAGAAGCGGGGGCUGCGGCUGCCUGAGCGGGCACAUGGUGACCAGAAGCCCCCACCCUGCCCCAGCUGCCUGUGAUGCUGGCACCACUGCCCAAACCCUGCCGGGCACCACGGGCACCACGGCUCUUGCACUAGAAGGCACCAAACCCAAAGCGCCAGCGCAUGUCGAGGCCAGUUGCCCACCAAAGCCGGACAGUGCCCAGGGGAGGCCCCGUGAUGGCAGUACCAGGGCUUUGGGAAGCACAGGCUCGCGUGCAGUGAAGCCGGACUGGGCUGUGCCACCAGAGCUGCCAUCCACAGCUGGAGAGGGACAGAGCCGCAAAGCCACAACAGGAUCCACAACAGGAGUGGGAAGAGUUCAGGAUCUGGUGGCUUCCAAACCAGUCCUGGGCCCAGGAGCUCAGGAUCUGGAAUCUGGUGGCUCCCAGGCCCCUCCUGUGGUGGGCAGUGGCACAGCCAGAGACAGCCAUGGGCGCAGUCUGCCCCCAGAGCCUCCCUCCAGGCUGCACCUCGCUUCACAAGGACGAUUUAGGAUGGAAACCUGAGGGAGGGGGGACAGACUGUGCCAGGAGCCGUCCUGCUGCGGAGGAGCCCCCACUGCCAGGGGUGUGGUAGGAUCCAGCCUGCUCUGGGCACGCACCGGGAACUCCCCGGGCAAAGCGGCCGGGGGGAGCUCUGCUUCCAAAAGGGCUCCGGGAGAAGCCCCUGGGAGGGCAGAGGGGGC